This is a messenger RNA of Xyrichtys novacula (pearly razorfish), 213 nucleotides long. The record is from the annotation of a GenBank genome assembly. Lineage: Eukaryota; Metazoa; Chordata; Actinopteri; Labriformes; Labridae.
AUGAAUCGCACAGCUGACCCCAGGUCUAUAAAUCCCAAACAGAUGUUCUGGGAGUCUGCAGAACAGGUUAUUAAUACAGCCAAGUUCCACCCCAAGGCCACCAUUGUUACCAUGCCAACAGCUGGCUUCAUGACCAGACACGGUUACAGCAAAGUGCUGCUGUACUAUGAUCCAGAUCAGCGAGGGCAAUAUGAGAAUCUACCAGUUCAGUAA